Mercenaria mercenaria is the source of this 990-nucleotide messenger RNA. Its product is annotated as adhesive plaque matrix protein-like. NCBI's taxonomy places the organism in Eukaryota, Metazoa, Mollusca, Bivalvia, Venerida, Veneridae. The record is from RefSeq and is a predicted model, not a curated record. The transcript has 3 exons. The coding region runs from base 152 to 721 and encodes 189 amino acids.
AGGAACGGGUAAAAUUUUGAGGAAAUGGUAAUUUGAAAGAUGAGUUUAUUUUUAUUUAAUUUUUAAAUAUGCCUGUUUUUGUUAGACUGUCGAGAACACAUGAUGCCAGGAUACGAUACCAUAAAAUCUGACAUUUCUUUAAAAUACUGCCAUGCAUAUAGAACUCCUCGUUUUCGUGACUCUGAUUGCCGUGUCAGCGGCACAUGUACCUUGGAGAGGCGGUGUGGGAAGAAAAUAUGGAGUUAGACCAUACGGAUAUCGCCCGAUGGCUUAUGGCUAUGGACGAAGAGGCUAUGGUAGAAUAGGAUAUUUUGAUGAUUACGACGGGUUUUCUGAUGAGUACUUUGACGAUGACUUCUACGAUUUAGAUGGUUAUGAUGACGAUUACGGCAGAUACAUGGGGUUUUAUGGGUCAUACCGACGAGGUCCGUCAAAAUAUCCCUCAAAAUACAGACCACCUCUCUUCAAGAAACGGGGACCAAUACGUAAAUGGCGACCGAGAUACAAGUCACCAAAACCGAGGUUACCCAAAUGGCGACCAAGAAUCAAAUCACCAAAAUGGCGACCACCGAUGAAGUAUCCAAAAAGGCGCCCACCGAUGAAGUAUCCCAUAUGGCGGCCACGAAUUAGGUACCCCAAAUGGCGCCCACCGAUUAAGACUCCAAAAUGGCGUCCACGUCCAAAGAAACCAUUGCCGAUGCCAUAUCGAAGAAAGUACUAGAACAAUACAACAUUUGUUGAAAAGAUAUCUUAAAGUGAUGAGUCUUGUUGUUGCUUGUAGAUCUGAACUGAUUUGUUUAAACUAGGUAGGAAUAAUGCAGUUGAUAUAAUCAUAAUUUCCUUUUUCACAGAAAUCUCAUCAACUGAAAUAAAACAAAUUUAAGUAGUUUUUAAGCCCAUCGGACCAGAUGUGUUUAAUUGUUAAAUAGAGUGUGUAAUUAUGUUUAUAUGCUCUCACAAGUCACGUUAAUAAACACAUUUCUUAUCUUA